UUUCAGUCGCCCAGACUUGUUUGGCAUCUCAACUCAAUCACAACAACAGCAAACGCUACAACGAUAGUAAAAUGGGAAAUUUUUCAUUGGCUUUUGCGGUUUUAAUGCUGAGCACAUUGGCAAUCUCGCAGGCGGCUGUCUACAUUGGUGGCGGAUGUUAUGACUGUAAUCCACCCGGUGGUCAAGCGCCUGGCGUUUACUCAGCCAACGGCGGAGGCGGUGGCAGAGGAGGUGGUGGUAACGGUGGCGGACGUCCGGUUUACUCUGGCAACUUUGGACCAAAUGGCUACAAUGGAGGUGGCGGCGGUCGCGGUGGUGGCGGUGGCUUUGGAGGCGGUGGCAAUGGCGGUGGCUACGGAGGUGGCGGCGGUGGUGGCUACGAUGAUGGCGGUCUGACGCAAAUCAUAAGCGGUUAAGCGGCCAUUAAACAAUAAUGCAACAGACAUGAUUAUCAGGUCGCAUUCGGUCUGCAUUGCAAUAGAUUGCGUAUACGCCGUGUUGUGCUCGAACUUUUACAAUUAAAACAGAAAACAGCAAAAAUUUAUAAAAUGGCUUCCGUGACGUUCAUCGCUCAUCAGCAAAAAGAAUAAAAUACUGGCAAAGUUUGUUGAAUAAACAAAUAAACUAAACUGACUGUGUGAUGCCACACAGAAGCAGCUAUAGCUAUAGCUAUACAUACGUACAUAAUUGUGGUUUCCAUAGUAAUCGUGCAGCUAUAAAAUAAUUUUAACUCAUUUUCAUUGCUUUUGUGUGUGCGCGAUUUAUGUAAGCAGCAGACGGGAAUUUCUACAUAUACCAUAAUAUAUUGUGUUUGCCAUAAUUCGCAGAAUGCAACCUUACAAUUGCGCAGUGUAAAUUAUGUAAAUUAUUCGUAGGCGUAAAAUAAGCGAAUAAUACGUCAAAAUGAGUGGCGUUAAUUAAUAGCAUUAAUUUGGCUUUCAUUAGCUUAGUUCACCUGUUAGAAACCGAAGAGAAACUUUAAGCACUCUAUUAUUUUUUACAUUAUAACAAUUAAAACUGUUCUUUGCUUCGAAGAAUAAAAAAAA
Molecule: messenger RNA, 1046 nt
Organism: Drosophila albomicans
Lineage: Eukaryota; Metazoa; Arthropoda; Insecta; Diptera; Drosophilidae
Gene: BomT3
Exons: 2
Coding region: 72-416 (114 amino acids)
Biological process (GO): defense response
Source: RefSeq, a predicted model, not a curated record